ACAGUGUGAAGCUCUUAAAGGGUGUGAGAGGUGUGAGAGUUGGGCAGACAGACCGGUACAUUCCUAUUGGGGUCUUAUCUUUUCCGCAGUUACAGUCAGCUAGGCUAAACUGAGACACAGUCCUCUCAGAGUUCAGAACCAUCAGUCCACAAGGAGGUACCUUUCAAAACAAUUUUUAAAUAUUUUACUAGUGGUUAAAAAUUAAACACAUCGAGAAGUCAGAGGCUGGGAAAAACUGCAAGGAAAGAAGAUCUAAAUAGACAGCAAGAUACCCUUCAUCAUGAGACUAUUAACAGUCCUCAUGUUCAUUUUAUCCUUAUUUCUUUGCACUUAUGCAGUAAAGGGUAAACCUACGAGCCGAAAGAAGCCUACCCAGCAAGCUCCACUAGAUCAGCAAGAAAAUUAUUUGAUAGAAGAAUGUCUAAAUAAGAGCUAUACGGUUAAUUCUUGCAGCAAAGUUUUUUGCCAGCCCUGGCAAAGGUGUAUGGAUGGUACCUGUUCCUGUAAGCUACCCUAUCAAUGCCCAAGGAAUGGCACCUCAGUUUGCUCUGCUGAGGGAAGGACUUUUCGAACUUACUGUCAACUAAAGAGCUAUGAAUGUCAACGUUCCAAGAGCAAAUUUAGAAGCAUAGGAAGCUGUAAACUUCAAGACAACUUUGAAGUUUUCUUGAAGCCAGAAAAUGCAUCAGAGAGAUUCAUUGAAGUCGAAGUAAAUUCCCAGAAGAUGUUUAUUUGCCGGCAAGGAUGGGGCAUGAAUGAAGCAAAUGUGGUCUGCAGGCAUCUUCAUUUCCUAGAAGGGGCUGACCGCAUAGAAUUUGAACACCCAGAUGAUGCCUGGAAUUCAUCAGAAUGCCUUAAAGUGACUUGCAGAGGCAUAGAGACCAGCCUAACGGAAUGCUCUUUAGUUAGAAUGAGUAGGGGUAACAGGAAGCUUGCUAAGGUGGCAUGCCACACAAUGUCUAGAGAAUGUUCCUCUAGCGAAUUCCGCUGUGUCAACAGAAAAUGUAUCCCUUUAGAUAAAACAUGUGAUGGAAUAAAUGACUGCGGAGACCUAAGUGAUGAAUUGUGUUGCAAAGAAUGCAAAGGUGAAAGCUUCCACUGUAACUCAGAUGUGUGUAUUCCAAAGGAGUAUCUCUGUAACAAAGAAAUGGACUGCUUAACAGGAGAAGACGAAACUCACCAGUCGUGUAGAGGUGAUGAAACAGCUGAUGAAAAUGAAAGAGGAAGAGCAGAAGAAACUGAGGAGGAAUCCAUGGAUGCAGAAAGAAGAAAGAUCAAAACGUUUUUACCCCAAAUACAUUGUGGUAUUCAAAACCGCACUAUUACUCGUCGGAAGCGAAUCAUUGGCGGACUUACUGCAGGAGAGGGUGAAUUUCCUUGGCAGGUGGCAAUUAGAAGUACUACCUCUCAAGUGAACUGUGGUGGGAUUUAUAUUGGAGGCUGUUGGAUUCUCACUGCCGCACACUGUGUUAGACAAAGCUCUGUUCAUACCUAUUUGAUAUGGACUGGAAUGUUAAAUACAAUAAUUUGGCAUUCCAGGAUGGAAACCUUUACUGUGAAAAGACUGAUAAUCCACGAGGACUAUAAUUCCAAAACGUAUGAAAAUGAUAUCGCUUUGCUGGAAAUGAACAGCAAGAGUUCAGGGCAGACGUGUUUCCCACCCAACACGGUGGCAGCCUGCAUCCCCUGGUCACCUUACAUGUUCAGAGCAGGCCACCAGUGCAAAGUGUCUGGCUGGGGACGGGCAGAAGGUUAUGAAAAACAAUUUACACUUAAAUGGGGCUAUGUUAAUUUAAUGUCAAACUGUUCUGAAAUCUACAAGGAACGAUAUUUUAAAGGCAUGGAAUGUGCAGGUACAUAUGAUGGUUCUGUAGAUUCCUGUAAAGGUGACUCAGGAGGACCUUUGGUUUGUUUUGACUCUUAUAACGUAGCUUAUGUUUGGGGUAUUGUGAGCUGGGGUGAAAACUGUGGUGAAGAAGGACACCCUGGUGUUUACACAAAGGUGGCUGAUUAUUUUGAAUGGAUUAGCUAUCAUACUGGAAAGGCUGUGGUUUCUCGAUUUAAUGUGUGACAUUUGGAAUGCAAGUAUUUUCUCAUUCUCUGCUGCAAUAAUGAAAGGUUGGCUGCAGAAGACUGGGGGCAUAAUUCCAGCUCAAGUUAAGCGUGUUUCAAUUUCUUUCACUGAAAUCAAUGGACGCAAAAGUUGUUACCUCUGAUUGUGUCAUGCCCUGGCAGUUUGGCAACAAUGGCUCUCCAAAAUUUGCAUUAUUUUUUUAAAAGUCUGUUGGCCUUCUAAAAGCAAUCAUUGUUUUUUCAUUC
Messenger RNA from Gekko japonicus, 2319 nucleotides. It is a transcript of the gene CFI, whose product is annotated as complement factor I. Gene Ontology annotation, cellular component: membrane. NCBI's taxonomy places the organism in Eukaryota, Metazoa, Chordata, Lepidosauria, Squamata, Gekkonidae. The coding region runs from base 281 to 2071 and encodes 596 amino acids. Gene Ontology annotation, molecular function: serine-type endopeptidase activity; protein binding. Gene Ontology annotation, biological process: proteolysis. The transcript has 13 exons. The record is from RefSeq and is a predicted model, not a curated record.